UGCAGAUGCAGUAAUGCAUAUACCUUGAGUUUUAUGGUUUAGCUUUUCACUGAACUGGAGCUUCUUUGAAUUGUUGGCAGCGGACUGAGAAGCAAUAGUGAAAUUUGAUCUAUACACAAAGGUUAGCAACAGACUGUAGAACAUGUUUAAAAACACUUUUCAGAGCGGAUUCCUCUCCAUCUUGUACAGCAUCGGCAGCAAACCUCUGAAGAUCUGGGACACGCACGUGAAAAAUGGCCACGUCAAUACAAUCAUGGAUGAAGACAUUCGCUCCUCUGUGUUGGAAAUCGGAGGGGUGAACGUGAGCACCACCUACAUCACGUGUCCUGCAGAACCAGAGAAGACACUGGGCAUCAAGUUUCCUUUUCUGGUCAUGACCAUAAAGCACCUCAAAAAGUAUUUCUCUUUUGAGGUCCAGGUGUUGGAUGAUCAUAAUGUCCGGCGUCGUUUUCGGUGGAGUAACUUUCGGACCGCGACACAAGUGGGGCCGUUCAUCUGCACCAUGCCCAUGAAGCUGGAUGCUGGAUGGAAUCAGCUUCAGUUAAACCUUUCAGACUUCACCAAUAAGGCAUAUGGAACGAAGUAUGUCGAGACGGUGCGUGUACAGAUCCACGCCAGCCUUCGAAUCAGGAGGGUGUAUUUUACUGACAGACAAUACUCUGAGGACGAGACCCCAGCAGAGUUUAAACUUGACAUGAAAAAUCAGAAGGCCAAGGAAUAGACCUUCUUCACCUCUCAUUUCCUCCAUUCUUCUUCUUCUAUCUGCUUCAUUCUCCUUCUGAUAAAUAAUUGUCGUUAAAUGGUAAACGCAGUUGCUAUUUUUGGCAAUAGAAACAAAGAAAAAUAGACAAGUUCAUUCAUCAAAUAUAAAUGAUCUUUAUCCAACAACACAAAUCAUUUAAAAAAAAAGCAGUGG
Molecule: messenger RNA, 916 nt
Organism: Paralichthys olivaceus (Japanese flounder)
Lineage: Eukaryota; Metazoa; Chordata; Actinopteri; Pleuronectiformes; Paralichthyidae
Source: RefSeq, a predicted model, not a curated record